Colletotrichum abscissum is the source of this 405-nucleotide messenger RNA. RefSeq lists its product as uncharacterized. Bases 1 to 405 code for a protein of 134 amino acids. The transcript has 3 exons. NCBI's taxonomy places the organism in Eukaryota, Fungi, Ascomycota, Sordariomycetes, Glomerellales, Glomerellaceae. The record is from RefSeq and is a predicted model, not a curated record.
AUGGGAGGAUGGACCUUCGUUGGCUCCCGUCUGCGCCUGGAACGUGAAACCAACGCUGUCUCCAGGCUGGGAAGCAGCCUUCGCGACUCCAGCAUCUGCGUCCCCGACGCAAGGAUCCUCUGGAUACAGACCACAAAGGAAGGGAAGGCAAGGUCCCGAUGCAACAGGGAUGAGGUCCUGGCGCCGCGGCGACAGCUGGGCUGCAGGAGCCAUGAAACGGACCGCACCAUGUCGACAGCGGCGACGACAUCGAGGCCUGUGGAGCUCGGGGAGGCUCUCAAGGGCCUCAAGAGGAGACACUCCGGGACGCAGCCGUCAAGUGCCACAUACUUGAGACGAACGACAAGAGACACCAAGCUGUUGUCGAAAUGUGGCCAAUGCCAGUCGACCGGGGACGCAAGGUGA